Messenger RNA from Solanum stenotomum, 984 nucleotides. Its product is annotated as mitogen-activated protein kinase kinase kinase 20-like. The record is from RefSeq and is a predicted model, not a curated record. Bases 1 to 984 code for a protein of 327 amino acids. The transcript has a single exon. Gene Ontology annotation, molecular function: ATP binding; protein kinase activity. Lineage: Eukaryota; Viridiplantae; Streptophyta; Magnoliopsida; Solanales; Solanaceae. Gene Ontology annotation, biological process: protein phosphorylation.
AUGGAGGAAAAUCAAGCGAAAUUUAAGUGGCAGAGAGGUAGAACAUUGGGGAAAGGAAGCUAUGGUUUUGUUUCAUUGGCUUCUACUGAUACCCCUUCUCCUAUGAUACCAUCUCUCAUUGCCGUUAAAUCUUGUAUGUUGAACCGCUCUCAGUCUCUUCGAAAUGAAAGGGAAUUCUUAGGAAUGUUUGAGGAUUGUCCUCAAAUUAUUCGAUGUUUUGGAUUUAAUGUCACCUAUGAAGAUGACUUAUAUCUUUACAAUUUGCUGCUCGAAUUUGCCUCAGCUGGAAGCCUAGCUGAUCGUAUUAAUGAACGAGGAUUGCCUGAGUUUCAAGUCCAAAAGCACACAAAGAAUAUUCUUUUAGGGCUCAGUUUGAUUCACAAAAAAGGGAUCAUUCAUUGUGACAUAAAGCCCCAAAAUAUUCUCCUUACUACUGAUGGUGCUGAUGGUAUGGCCGAGGUGGCAAAGAUAGCUGAUUUCGGACUUUCCAUAAAUUUGGAGCAGAACAAGAAAGAGAACAUGGGGUACAGAGGAACUAAAAGGUAUAUGGCACCUGAAGCUCUAAUUAAGGAGAAGUACUACCCAGGAGUUGAUAUUUGGUCACUUGGAUGCACUGUUUACGAGAUGAUCACUGGGAAACCCCUAUGGGAAUCAUCCAAUUCAGAUCAGAUGUUGGACCGAAUUAAGUAUAAGGAGCCAAAUAUUGAGAAUCCCAAACUGUCUACUAAGGCAAAAGAUUUCCUGAAUAAUUGUCUUGUCAGGAAUCCAAGUGCGCGUUGGAGUGCAGACAUGCUCUUGAAUCACUCGUUUCUAAAAUCAGUUGAUAAUGUCCAGCCUCCAGAUAUGAAGAAGAGGCUUUGUGAUGGCAUGUCCUUGUUACGCAAGAAACGCACAAAGACAGCAUUCAGGACACAGCCACACAUUCGUGAUUUGGUUAUACAACUUGAUUCAGAUUCUAAAGACGGAAACUCGUGCCUAAAUUAA